GAUAGAAAGAAUGCUAUGGAAUCAUGUGCAUGUGGCUGGUCACUAAUUUUUAGCCUAUUCCACAGACUCCUGAGCUCAGAUACAAAUUUGAAUCUGGCUGGCCUUAGCCAAAUGGAAGUUAUGAAUCUCCAGGAUGUAAAAAUUGUAGAUGAUUGCUGUGCUCAAUUACAGCAACUGAAGGUGUGGCUCAAAUAUGGUUUUGACAGCAAUACAAUUAGAAGGUCAUGACUUAAAAGUAAGUCUAAAACCCAAUAAUCUGGUCCUCCACCUGGCACUGUAGGCAAUUCCUUUCUUUAACCAUCAGCCAAAAUAAUACAUGGUACAUAACAAAAUAAAGGUAACUGAAGUGCUGAGGAGCUGGUCUUUUCUACUUCAUUUAAUACUGUGAGGGCUUUUUGCCUCCUCCUGGAAGCAGGUGUUCCUCACAGGUCCAGAGGAAAAGACAGCUUUCAUGCAACUGUGGUGAUACACUGAUGAGAUGGCUAAUAAUGGAGCUUGCAGUUGUGAUGCCAAAGUGAUGCCUGAAUGGCUGGUCAUGGAAAGGCACAGGAGGAGGCUGAGAGUCCAUGUUGCUGGCUGCCUCCUGCUCUGCCUUCAUGUUGCUCCUGUGUGAACGCAAGGCUAGCGCAGCACUGAGCACCCACAGUUUUCCCGUAGGGAAUGAUGCCAGUAAACCAGGUAAUGGUUGGUAGCCCAGAGCAUGCUGCUGUUCUCUGGCUUCAUGAGUGUGCUGAGAUCUCAAAGGUUUUUUUGCCAGGAAAAGGUUAAAUUGUUCCGGAGUUUUAUCCUUUUGUCUAGGACCUUCCUGGCGUCCUUAAAUUGGAUAUUUCCAUGUUCUCUGAUCUUACAUCCUAAGGGUGCUGUGGGCUGGCAAUACCUCCUGUCCUGUCCAUUACCCUCUGGAUCACUUUAUGCAGCACAGUCAACAUUUGAGACCAGCUGGCAGCCCAACUGCAUUGUCUGUUUAACUGCAGGAAACCAUCCUUUAUCCCCCUCUGAAUCCUGAUGGAGUAAUGAUGACAGAUAAUUGAUUGAAUGCUUUUUCCUUUCUUUUGUUUAAUUCCUCUCUUUGAGCAGGCUCCCCAGAUACACAAAUAAAAUCCUUAAUUAAAAUUUGUGGAUUAAUUAAUAGAACAACAGAUCUUUUUCUUUUCCUGUUGCCACAAUAUCACAGAGAGUUUCUCUGCUUUUUACUUGUGCUCCCCUGUCAAACAUUUUCAGCUGUCAAAAUGGGCAACAUCUUUGUCGUCAGUUUGUCGGUUGCAGACCUUGUAGUUGCAGUUUAUCCAUACCCUCUGAUCUUGAGUGCCAUUUUCCACAAUGGAUGGACCAUGGGAAAUGUCCACUGCCAGAUAAGUGGGUUCCUGAUGGGCUUAAGUGUCAUUGGAUCCAUUUUCAACAUCACAGCGAUUGCAAUCAACCGCUACUGCUACAUCUGUCACAGCCUUCGGUAUGAUAAGCUUUUCAACCUGAAGAACACCUUCUGCUAUCUCUGCUUGACCUGGAUACUCACAGUGGUGGCAAUUGUGCCAAACUUCUUUGUUGGCUCUUUGCAGUAUGACCCCCGGAUUUACUCCUGCACCUUUGCACAGACAGUGAGUACAUCAUACACCAUCGCAGUGGUGGUGGUUCACUUCAUCGUCCCACUGUCCAUCGUGACAUUUUGCUACCUGCGGAUCUGGAUUUUGGUGAUUCAAGUCAAACACCGGGUGAGACAAGAUUGCAAGCAGAAGCUCAGAGCAGCUGACAUCCGGAAUUUCUUGACUAUGUUUGUAGUUUUUGUCCUUUUUGCUGUGUGCUGGGGACCAUUAAAUUUUAUUGGCCUUGCUGUUUCAAUUAAUCCUUCACAUGUGCAGCCACAUAUUCCAGAAUGGCUUUUUGUCCUGAGCUAUUUUAUGGCCUAUUUUAACAGCUGCCUUAAUGCUGUGAUUUAUGGUCUUCUUAACCAGAAUUUCCGGAGGGAAUACAAGAGGAUACUGCUGACACUCUGGACUCCCAGGUUUCUGUUCAUCGAUCUGUCCAAGGGUGGGACAGAAGGGAUGAAAAGCAAGCCAUCUCCAGCUGUAACAAACAACAACCAAGCUGAAAUGCAUUUAUGAGUCAGAACAGUACUAUUUAUUCUGGAUUACAGUUGUAUAUAUAAUAUAAAAGAGCCUUUCUAUGUGUGCAUUUCACAGCUGGUGUUGCUGGGCCCCUCAUGCAAGGAAGGAGUCUGCUUCUCAUAUGAGGAAGGGGUCUUCUACCUUUCAUGUUUAGCUUAUUGCUGCAAGAUCAAGGCUUUGAAUAAUUUUCAGAAUGGAAAUGACUGAUCUUUAUUUAUUUUUUUUAAUAUACCAUCUUUCACCAUGUGCCUAUCUAAUAGGUUUGGUUGCUUUUGCCACAAGCAUUCAGUAUGCAUGGAGAAAUGCAGUUAUGCUUGAAAUGCAAUCUUCAAGAGCUGGCAAAAUUGCUGUGUAUUACAAACAAACCUGUCUCCCCUCACUCUGAAUUCUAUUUUUUUAGCAUUAACAUGACUCAAACUAUAGCAAAUAAAGUGGAAUCUGCGUGGCUCUUCACCUUUUCAGUUAGGUACCAGUAGCAGCCAGCAGGCAUACAUAUGGGCAUGAUGAUGUCCAGUGUGUGUGCAUUAGUUUUGCUUUUUCUUUUCUUAUAAGGUUUAGAAGCUAGCCUGUGCCAGAUGUGAGGCAGGCAAAAGCCAGACCUAGCGAAUGUCUGAUGCACUCAUUUUAAUUGCAUAUCUACAGGUAUUAAGUACCCUUGCACUCUCCUUCUCAGGCCAUGAGUAAGAGUAUAAUAUAUGACAUAAUCUAAUUGCAGGAAGAUACUUGGAGCCUGAUUCCAAUUUAGGCAGUAUCCUCUCAUGGCCAGCAUUCAUUUCAAAUGUAUUUCAGAAGCCCCUGAUACAUGAACAUCAUACAAAAGAUGAGCAUAAGAGUCCCACCUGUUUAAUGCAGAUGACGGCAUUUAAGUUCCAGUAAUAUUUACACUUGCAGACAAAGGGAAAAAGGGAAAGAAGAGUUUCUUCCAACCACCUCUCCUUUUCCUAACCACAGAACAUGAAUUUGACAGGGGGAGAAAAGCAGUGGAGAUUUUUUUUUCCAUUUUAUUCAUGUACAAAGCUCUAAUGCAAGGAGCUGCGAGAGGAAAGCUACUUACGCAUAUUCAUGCAUCAGUUCUCAGUUAAAGCCUGAACUCUGUUAUUUAUGUCAUUGGAAACAAUGUUCUUAAGUGCUGGGAAGGCCAGUAUCAUGUUAGAAACAAGCACACGGGCAAAGAUAAGGCUGUUUCUUUAACAGAGUAUGUGUGUGGGGUGAUGGCAGCUGUCUGUAAAUAUGACUACGUCUUUUUCCCUUAGCUUCAAUGUGAUUUCAUCUCUUUAUGGUUUAAAACAUGUGGAUCCUGCUUUGAAACAGUCCCAUAAAAUCAACA
Molecule: messenger RNA, 3429 nt
Organism: Pezoporus flaviventris
Lineage: Eukaryota; Metazoa; Chordata; Aves; Psittaciformes; Psittacidae
Gene: GPR50
Product: G protein-coupled receptor 50
Exons: 2
Coding region: 1230-2099 (289 amino acids)
Biological process (GO): G protein-coupled receptor signaling pathway
Cellular component (GO): membrane
Molecular function (GO): melatonin receptor activity
Source: RefSeq, a predicted model, not a curated record